AUGAUUCCAGACGAAGUUGAUAAUACUACUGGAAAGACCCGGGAUGAACUCGUCGAUGAGCUAUUGGAGCUUUAUCCCAACGAUCAAAGCAUCGGAAUCCCAUCCUUGGAGAUCUGGCCACAUGUUAUUCAGCCAGGCGAUGACUACGCUAAGGAACUCGGACUUCAAUAUCGUCGAGUCAACGCAAUAUCCGGAGACCCUGUCAUGCAUUACCAGCGACGUCGUGCCAAUGAGGCUUGGGCAAAGCAUGGCGUACCCAGUUAUGCAUAUCGCUUCAAUAUCAUGCCUAGCGGACAUCGGCCGCAGGGUGGAGUGGGACAUUUCCAAGAAGUCGCUUUUGUGUUUCAUAACAUCAAUGGUGAUGGAUAUGAUACUAAUCCGUUUGGGGGUAAUGGAUCAUAUCCAGCGGAUGCUAAAGCCAUGUCUAAGACGAUCAGCACUGCCUGGAUCAACUUCAUCAAUGCCCUUGAUCCUGAUGGGGAUUCAGGGCCGGAACUAUUUAAUGGUAACAAGUGGCCUAUCUAUGAACCGUCUCAUGGCCCUAAUAGUAAGGGUGUGGUCUUCAACAUCAAUGGAACGCAUGUUGAAGUGGACAAUUGGAGAGCUGAAGGUAUAGAGUGGAUGUUGGAGCAUGCUUUGACAGUUUUUGGAAACUAG
Messenger RNA from Fusarium musae, 657 nucleotides. RefSeq lists its product as uncharacterized. Bases 1 to 657 code for a protein of 218 amino acids. The record is from RefSeq and is a predicted model, not a curated record. The transcript has 2 exons. Lineage: Eukaryota; Fungi; Ascomycota; Sordariomycetes; Hypocreales; Nectriaceae.